GCAUGUUUGGUGGCUGUCUGUCUGUUUAUGAAGACUGCGAGGGUUGUCAGUGAGGAGGAGGAGCCACAAGAGGACAAUGAAAAUGCAACCACAGGGGAGAGGUUCAGGGAAUUCGUCUCAAAUCUUCACAAGAAAUUGAAAAAUCUCUUCACGACUCAAAACAAUACCUCAAACACGACCUCAAAAGUUGACGAAGGCCUUGAAGAAAACGCUGCUCAAUCUGAUGAUAUGUGGGCGGAAGAUUACAUCCCGGAUUAUAUGAAUGAAAGAGAUGAAUCUCAAUACGUUUCUGACCAUAGACUUCUAGAUUCGUUAGAUGAUAAUUACGAAAACUUGAGAAAGAAGAAUGAUGUUGAACAUCGUUCCGAACCUGUCAUUGUUAAAGAUGAUAUUGGUGAUGUUGCUGAAGAUGAUAUUGGUGAUCAUGAUAUUCCUGAUGUGGAUGAUAUUGCUGAUGGUGUUGAGGAUGAUAUUGCUGAUAGAGUUGAGGAUGAUAUUGUUGAUGCUGUUGAGGAUGAUAUUGUUGAUGCUGUUGAGGAUGAUAUUGAUAUUUCUGAUGCUGUUGAAGAUGAUAUUGCUGAUGCUGUUGAGGAUGAUACUGCUGAUGGUGUUGAGGAUGAUAUUGCUGAUGGUGUAAAUGCUGAUAUUGAUAUUUCUGAUGCUGUUGAGGGUGAUAUCGCUGAUGAUGAUAGUGGUUAUUUCUAUAAUGAGGAUCAGAGCAAUAGUGAAAUGUCUUCCUUUAGUGUUUUUGAUGACUUUUUAAGCGACACCACAACCUCUUCCGACACCGACAAUGAUGGAACCUCUGAAACAAGUUCCUCUACGGGUGUUUUGAAUGACGCGAGUGAUGCCAUAUCCUCUUCUGAUACUUCAACUGGUGAGGAUACCAGUACUAGUACUUCUACUGACAUGGUACUCGACGACAUAUAUGUUUACGAUCAUGUCAAUGAUGCAUACGUUAAUGAUGAUGCUGAUAAAGACACCAGUGAAAGCAUUGAUGAGGAAGAAGGUAAUAAAGAGGACACCACCGACGUGGCACAAGAUACUGCUGACGCCAGUGAUAAGGAAGAAGCUGGUAGGGAGAGUGACGAAAAAGAGGCUGGUGACGAGAGUGACGAUAAGGAAGAAGCUGGUGGCGACAGUGACAAGGAGGAGAGUUCAUCUGAAGAGUCUGAGAGUGAGGAUAAAAAUGAAACUGGUAAAGAUGAAAAAAAUGUUACUGCCACAAAAAAUCUUACGGCAGGAAGUUGUAAGCAUAAAGCAGGUACAGAUUCCUCAGGGACUAAUGUAUCUUGUGAUAAGAAUGCCACUUCAACCUCAAAAGGUGGUGCCGAAUUGGGUAAAGAAACCACCUUAGGAGGUGAUAAGAAAGCCACCACAUCUCCAGAAGGUGGUGAUAAAUUGGGUACUAAAACAACUUUAGGAGGGGGUGAGAAUGCCACCUCAUCUGUAGGAGGCGCUAAAUCUGAUAAUGAAACCACCUUUGGAGGUGAUAAGAAAGGUACCUCACCCACAGGUGGUGAUAAGGAAACAAUCUCGGGAGUAGGUGGUAAAGAAACCUCACCCACAGGUGGUGAUAAGGGAACCAACUCGGGAGUAGGGGGUAAAGAGACCUCACCCACAGGUGGUGAUAAGGAAUCGGAAAAGAGUGAUAAGAAAGAAACCACAUCCCCAGGUGGUGAAGGAGCCACAGCACAAAAGCCUGGAAACGCGAGUUUAGGCAACGCUACAGAGGAUGCCGUUUACGUUAGCGAUGAUGAUGAUGUUAGUAGUGACAGUUAUUUAUCUUAUAGUGAUGAUGAGAAUGUCAACUACGGUUCUCCAAAUGAUGACUUUGAUUUUGAUGCUUCCAAUAAUGAAUUUCAGGACAAUGUACCCACCUAUUCUGAAGAUGAUGAUAAAGAAUUCACUUUCAAUAUUGAAAAUGAGGGCGACAAUGUCCUUUCUGAUGAUGAAAUUGAGGAUGUUGAAAAUGAGGGUAAUUAUGUUUUUUCUGAUGAUGAAAUUCAGGAUGCUGAAAAUGAGGAUGAUUAUACCUCUCCCCAUGUUAAAGUUGAGGAUGACUCCAUUUCUUAUGAUACCUUUUCUGAUGUUGCAAAUGAGGAUGAUUGUGACGUUCAAGCCGAGGAUGAUAGCCAUGUAGAAACUGUGGAUGAUUAUGCACCAUCUAUUGAAAUUAGACAUGUCCCUGGUAUUUAAAUUGACCAUAAAAAGGCUUAUAUAUCCCCUGUGUUGAAAAUGGUGGUGAUUAUGCCCAUUCCCAAGUUGAAAUUUAGGAUUAUGGCUCUCCUUUUGUUAAGAAUAAGGGUGAUAGUAUACCUUCCCAUGUUGAAAUUGAUCGCGAUGGUUAGACAGUUACUUAAAUUGGUAAUACAGAAAACACAUUAUAUUAAUUUAAUUUUUCAGAUCUUAACAUCUAAAACUAGAUUAUUGAUAAGGGAAACUUGCCAUAUAUUAUUUUAUUUACAAUAUCUUGUAUUUUCCAGUACAUUUUACAUCAUAUGUUGUGAAUUUUGUUUUAAGGAAAGUAAAUAUUGAUUGUUUA
Procambarus clarkii (red swamp crayfish) is the source of this 2545-nucleotide messenger RNA. RefSeq names its product dentin sialophosphoprotein. The record is from RefSeq and is a predicted model, not a curated record. NCBI's taxonomy places the organism in Eukaryota, Metazoa, Arthropoda, Malacostraca, Decapoda, Cambaridae.